Molecule: messenger RNA, 1725 nt
Organism: Torulaspora delbrueckii
Lineage: Eukaryota; Fungi; Ascomycota; Saccharomycetes; Saccharomycetales; Saccharomycetaceae
Gene: SRP68
Product: signal recognition particle subunit SRP68
Exons: 1
Coding region: 1-1725 (574 amino acids)
Biological process (GO): SRP-dependent cotranslational protein targeting to membrane
Cellular component (GO): signal recognition particle, endoplasmic reticulum targeting
Molecular function (GO): 7S RNA binding; endoplasmic reticulum signal sequence receptor activity; signal recognition particle binding
Source: RefSeq, a predicted model, not a curated record
AUGGGUGCAUUCUCGCCAAUUGUGGCCACUUAUGGUAGUCGUGUGGAACAGCUGUUGGAAACACCUCAAGAUUUCCAGAGAUAUCAUGAAAAGUUAAAUCGGAAGUUGCAGAAGUUGAGACAUAGAUGCCAAUUGGUAAACAAGAAUACGAAGAAAUAUUCAGCCAAUGAGAAAUAUGACAAGAUUACGAGUGCAGAUUAUGAUAAGAAGAGUAAACUAUACGGUGUAUUAGUUUUGUUACAUGCAGAAAGGGAUCUAGCUCUCUCUGAGAUGUUAAAACUAAGAGCACGUCAAAGAGGAAGAUUCAAGAGUAACGAGAAGAAGGUUGUGGGCACCCGGUUGAAGAAAGCAGUGAAAACCAGCCAAAACUUGGUUGAAUUGACUAUAAAUGAGAAACUAUGGAUCACGAGAGCGCAAUAUAUCAUAUACGCAAGAUUGGCGCAAGCGGAAUAUCUGCUUAAUGGAAAAUUCUCCAAGGACAAAGAGAGUGGAAAGAUCGCUCGCAAUUUGGCUGUUUGUUUCGCUGCACUUUCUCACUUGUGUAAGUCAGAUGCCUUGCCUGAGACUGUCUAUGAGUUCUUGCAGUCUAAGUAUGAUUACUCGUUGAAACAACACGCUGGCAAGAUCAUAUCAGCUUCUGAUUUACAAAAUUUUAUUGUUACACAAGUCAGAGCUGCGGAGCAAGAAGACGAUGAACUGGCCAAAUUGAUUUUGGCAAAUGGCUUUAAGGCAGAGUUACCAGAUAUCGAAAUGGAGAAAGGUGUUUCUAUCAAGAAGAUCGAAUACAGAGCAUUCAUUGCUCAGGUGAAUGACCCUCAAGUUGAGCAAUUAAUCAACGAAGCAGAGAACAUCCAAGCAACGUCUCCAGCCCAGUUCAGUGAAAGACUACUUAAAUGGCAACAGGCUCUAGAGAAGCAAGAAAUUCGUACGUCGUAUCACGAGGAAGGAGAUGAUGAAGAGGAGGGCAUCAAUUCACAUGAGAAUGACCAAAUUCUUCUAGUAUACAUCAAGUUCAACGUUCUAUUCGCCUCUAUAUUGCGCGACGAUAACUUGGCUGGUUUUUCUUUUAGCCAAUUUGAAAGGUCCACUAAAAAUAUCUUAAAAUCAUUGAGGGAGGUGAUGGAAUUACCAGGUGUAUAUUCAGACGAUGAACUAUUGGCACAACUACAACUAUGCCAAGCAUACUAUGAGGCCAAGAUAUCUUUCCGUCUGGCCUACGUACACGCGGAGAAAUAUCACUAUAGAAACUCAUUGGCACUGUAUCUUCACUCUCUCGAGAUAUUGGACAAUGCUGUUGCUAAUGCUGGCGAAGUGAGUGAGUACUCUCUCCCCGGUGAUCUAUUGACCAAAACUACGAUAGAAAACUUACGCAACAACAUAAUGCAGAAACUCAAAGAAGUGAUGGCUCUUGCAGAAUACGAAAAAUCUGUCGCUGACGUUUUCCGCAGCCCUUAUGAUCCAUCGGUAAUCGAGCAAUUAGGAUCGGGACCUAUUGAGCCUGCAAGGAUCAGAUUGGAUAAUCUUUUCCCUCUGAGACCAAAGAUGAGGCCUGUUCAAAGCAAACCGUCACUCUUCGAUCUGGCUUUUAACUACAUUGAUUACGAAAGUGAAAGUGCGCCAUCAAAUGACUACGAUAAUGAAUCAAAGCCAGUCCAGGACGCCGAAGUGGAACAAGAUCAAGAACCUACCAAGAAACGUGGAUUCUUAGGGCUUUUUGGCCGUUAA